Messenger RNA from Colletotrichum karsti, 1323 nucleotides. RefSeq names its product putative acid phosphatase. Bases 1 to 1323 code for a protein of 440 amino acids. Lineage: Eukaryota; Fungi; Ascomycota; Sordariomycetes; Glomerellales; Glomerellaceae. The transcript is spliced from 2 exons. The record is from RefSeq and is a predicted model, not a curated record.
AUGCUUCCCGAACCAACGUUGAGCUUCACGCUCCCCAGUCUUCACGACGACACCGUUCUUGACUGCCGCGUAUACCAUUGCCAGGCAUUGCACCCAGCUGCCCCGAAUUCGCCGACAUGGAAGCGACAUGCUGCUGUCAUAGCCCACCCGUACGCGCCGUUGGGUGGAUGUUACGACGAUCCCAUCGUCGACAUCGUCGCGGGUACUCUACUACGGCAGGGCUUUCUGGUGGGAACAUUCAAUUUUAGAGGUGCAUCGGGAUCGGCCGGCCGUACUUCCUGGACCGCGAAACCAGAGCGGAGCGAUUACAUGUCGUUUGUCGGCUUCAUGGUGUACUACAUGCACUACCUCGAUCCGUUCGGCCCGGGCGCCUUGCGGUCGCCAUCAGCAGCCCGCACUCCGUCGCCACCGGACAUGCGAUCGGGGCCGUCUUCGCCGGAGCAUCCGCUGCUGCUCCUCGGCGGUUACUCGUACGGGGCCAUGGUUACGACACAGAUACCGCCGAUAAAGUACAUACUCGCACAGUUCAAGUCGCCCGCCGUCGGUUCCGCGGCGGCCGACAUACGAUUGCGUGCUCAGCAUUUGGCUGAACAGCAGAAUGUGAUACUGGCUAGUGCUAGAGCCGCCCAGUCAACGUCACCGCGGAAGAAGUAUCUGGGUAUGCGGGUUGGAGGCGAUGAGGACAGCCAGCGCAAGAGCCAUGACUCGAAGAGGUCGUUCUCUUUAGAUGCGGAAGAUAAGAUUCGGCGGGGUGUGAAUGACCUGCUGGCGAAGACGAAGCGCCAUCAUCAUCACCUCCACCGUCACAAGGACGACGUUCUUCCUGAAGAAAAGGAAGAAGAUACGCCAGCACCGGACGCACCUGCUGCUUUAGAGGAGGUCGUUGGCCUCACGCAAAUGCGGACCGCUUACCUCCUGGUGUCACCCUUACAAGGCGUCAUUACGCACCUGGCGACCAUGUCAUUCCUUCCCACUUCAGUAGGACGCGGGCUGUUUGCGCGAGCGCCGUCAAAGUCUCGUGAACAAGGCGCGCCGACAUACACGUCGGAUCACCGGCAGCUGAGCGAGUCGAAGUUGGUGGAAAACCCCACGCUGGCUCUGUUCGGCGAUAAAGACGUCUUCGUACCGGUGGCGAAGCUUCGCAGCUGGGUGGAGAGGUUAGAGCAUGUUGACGGAUCACAUUUUCGCGGCGAAGAGGUUGCCUCGGCCGGGCACUUCUGGGCUGAGGGUAAGGUGGCCCAUGUUCUCCGGGAUAAGGUGGCCGAGUUUGCUGGCGGCCUUGUGCAGCCCGCAGGCGAGAAUGUUAAGACAGGCGAUCUGUAA